AUGCUGUCAGAUGCUGUCAAAUGCUGUCAAAUGCUGUCAAAUGCUGUCGAAUGCUGUCGAAUGCUGUCAAAUGCUGUCAAAUGCUGUCAAAUGCUGUCAAAUGUUGUUAAAUGCUGUCAAAUGUUGGCAAAUCCUGUCAAAUGUUGUCAAAUGUUGUCAAAUGCUGUCAAAUGUUGGAAAAUCCUGUCAAAUGUUGUCAAAUGCUGUCAAAUGCUGUCAAAUGCUGUCAAAUGCUGUCAAAUGCUGUCAAAUGUUGUCAAAUGCUGUCAAAUGUUGGAAAAUCCUGUCAAAUGUUGUCAAAUGUUGUCAAAUGCUGUCAAAUGUUGGCAAAUGCUGUCAAAUGUUGGCAAAUCCUGUCAAAUGUUGUCAAAUGCUGUCAAAUGCUGUCAAAUGCUGUCAAAUGCUGUCAAAUGCUGUCAAAUGCUGUCAAAUGUUGUUAAAUGCUGUCAAAUGUUGGCAAAUCCUGUCAAAUGUUGUCAAAUGUUGUCAAAUGCUGUCAAAUGUUGGCAAAUGCUGUCAAAUGUUGGCAAAUCCUGUCAAAUGUUGUCAAAUGCUGUCAAAUGCUGUCAAAUGUUGUCAAAUGUUGUCAAAUGCUGUCAAAUGUUGGCAAAUCCUGUCAAAUGUUGUCAAAUGCUGUCAAAUGCUGUCAAAUGCUGUCAAAUGCUGUCAAAUGCUGUCAAAUGUUGGCAAAUGCUGUCAAAUGUUGUCAAAUGCUGUCAAAUGUUGGCAAAUCCUGUCAAAUGUUGUCAAAUGCUGUCAAAUGCUGUCAAAUGCUGUCAAAUGUUGUCAAAUGCUGUCAAAUGUUGGAAAAUCCUGUCAAAUGUUGUCAAAUGUUGUCAAAUGCUGUCAAAUGUUGGCAAAUGCUGUCAAAUGUUGUCAAAUGCUGUCCAAUCCUGUCCAAUCCUGUCCAAUCCUGUCAAGUCCUGUCAACCUAACCCCAAAAUAAAUAAAAACUAA
Bombus huntii is the source of this 957-nucleotide messenger RNA. Its product is annotated as keratin-associated protein 9-1-like. The coding region runs from base 1 to 957 and encodes 318 amino acids. Lineage: Eukaryota; Metazoa; Arthropoda; Insecta; Hymenoptera; Apidae. The record is from RefSeq and is a predicted model, not a curated record. The transcript has a single exon. Gene Ontology annotation, molecular function: protein binding.